Molecule: messenger RNA, 4644 nt
Organism: Ixodes scapularis (black-legged tick)
Lineage: Eukaryota; Metazoa; Arthropoda; Arachnida; Ixodida; Ixodidae
Product: mucin-5AC
Exons: 2
Coding region: 585-2807 (740 amino acids)
Source: RefSeq, a predicted model, not a curated record
GAGGUCAGCGCGGCGAGAAGAAGAAAAACGCCACUGCUGCAAAUCCCGAAAGACCAGUUCCCUUUCCCGGUGCCGUAUAAAACGCAAGCCGGUUUCUACGGGCGUCUCUCUCAUUUGCAGGGGUUGCCUCGCAGAACGAGAGCGGUGCUGUCCGCCAAAGGGACAGCGGACUUCGAAGCGAACACUCGCUCCUCGCUCCACGAGCGCGUCGUCGUCCAAACCGGCCGGACUGUCGGACAACAUCUUCGUCGCCUCACGCGCAACAGCGGGCACCUCCGUUUCAAAGACAAAACAGUGGGCUGGAGCAAUGUUUGCAGACGACCGCUUGUUGUGACUGCCGAAUUUUUUUUCUUUUUUCCCCUUUUUCUUUGUGUGGAGUGAUUCGUGAUCGAGUGAGUGACAAGCCUCGGUGAAGUGAAACUUUCAUUUGAAGGAGUCGUCGUCGUGAAACGGCCUCAAACGCAACAGCCGGGAAGAGAAACUCGCUCAAUCUGCAGCAGCCAAAUCGCAGUCGACAUCAUCCUAACGGAUUGGUUCAGUUUCGGUUUGUGAACGUCCCCUCCCUGGCGGCCCCCUGCUGGAUAAUGUCGUUCAGGUGGACGAUCAUUGCGGCCCUCCUGGCGGCAGCAACGGCCCAGACAACGUCCUUUGAUGGCCGCCAAGUCCGUCAGACGCAAGCCCCGGCCAAUGAUCCGAACAACUUCAGCGUGUUCGUUAGGGCACUGCCUCCGCACGCCAACGUACCGGGUGGCUCGCAGCAGCAACAACAGCAGCAACCACCCAACAGCCCCAUCCGCUUCGCUGCCGACUUUGGUCAGGCUGCUCAGCCUCAGUACACUGUAAGAACGCAACAGCAGUUCCAGCAACCCCAGCAGCAACAGCAGCAGCCACAGUUUCAGCAGUUCAACCAGCAGCAACUACAGGCUCAACUACAGCCACAGCGUCAACAGCAGCAGCAACAACAACUGCAACAGCAACAAUUGCAACAGCAACAGUUGCAGCAGCAACUGCGUCACUUCCCACAGCACCCUCCACAGCAACAGCAACAGCAACAACAGCAGCCGCAGCAGCAGCAAGUAUUCAACGGUCAGCAACAGCAGUUCAGCUUCGCGGACACCGGAAGGCAGGGCAACGUUGGCUUUACGUUUCCGCAGCAGGCGCCGACUUCAGCCACAACGCCCCAACCGCUCGCUCAGUCGUUCCCGAGGCCACAACAGUCCUUCUCAGUGUCUUCGUCCUCGUCGUCUGAAGACGCCCUGAGGCAGGGCAAGAUCGUCGGUUCCAUCCAGCCUCCGGCGCAGGUCAUCCAGAAGUCGCCUGCAUCUGAGAUUCAGCAGAGCAAGCAGCCAGAGGCGAAGGACAAGGCCGCCAAGGAUAAGGCAAAGGACGAGUACGUCGUCUACUACUAUUAUUAUUACGAUGACGACAACAAAAAGAACCUGUCGUCGCUCAACUUUGACGACGUCCCUAACCUGGAGGGCUUCGACAAGGGCGAGGGAGGGAAGCUGAAAGGGAAGGUGGUUGCGUCUCCCAACCCACAGCAUAGGUUCGAGCCCAAAACGGUGACAGCGAUUCCACCAGCAGGCCAACAGCAAGCACCCCCCGCGUUCCCUCUGGAGCAGGCCGUUACGUCCGCACCGCAGACAGUAACCCAGGUGUCUGUGUCUGUCUCGGUGUCCGAGGGCACACAUCCUUUGCUGCCGAGCCAACCGUUUGAAGCCAAGCGUCCGCCCGUCGUGGGUCCUCCUAACCUGGACUUCACGGGAGCCGUACUCGUUCCUGAAGGUGGCGUCGGUGUUCCUUCAGAAAGCCGAAGUGGUUCCACUCUUCAGACACCAGGCGUGUCAACGGUAGCAAGCGCUGAAACUCAAGGAGCCAACGAAAUUAUCGGCAAGAAGGCGCCAGACACGUCGGUAGUCGAGACGACGACAACAACGACGACCACGACCACAGAACCGCCGACGACUCUGCCGCCGACCACAACCACCACAGAAGAGCCCACAACUACCGAGAAGUCUCGGAGACACUUCGGAAACAGGAGGCGCUUCGGUGGACCUCACGGCAGGGCUCACCCACCAGGCAGAAAAGCGCACACGACUUCGACGACUACAACAACGGCGACGCCGUCAACCCGACGCACGAUCGGUGGCCUCAGGAGGAACAGACCGUCACCGCGACCCGCAGCCGGAGGUCGUCUGCAGUUCGGACGCCGUCCUUCCCCCAUUCAUUCCCGGAACCACAAGGAGGAAGAACCAGAAGAGGAAGAGUCCGCCGCGGAGCACGAGCCGACGACGAUCGCUCCGGCGACCACGACCGCUGGCGGAAAGAAGCGCUUCGGAGGACCAAGCCGUUUUGGAGGAGCAAAGGCCAACGGCAGGACCAGGGGUUCCGGAAGCACGCCAAGUCCCGCUUCUUCUACGACGGCCGGUCAUCGACGACCGGGUGGUCCACGUCCAGGCGGAGGUCUUUUUAACAGGAGCAACCGGGGCCCACGGCCACGCACGCCUUUCAGCCGUCACCGACCAGGAGCCAAGAAGGUCGAAGAGGAGCACAAGGCGGAAGAGACCGAGGAGUCACCGGUGACCACGCCAGAGACCAAGGAAGAAGCAUCGGCAUCCGCGUCCACCGAAGCCGCGUCCAAGCACGAAGAGACCGCGGCGUCGGAGUCCGAGCCAGCGUCCGAGGAGGUCCACGCCACGGAGGCUCCGGCCGUGACUCCGGAGAGCAAGCCUGGCCGAAGACCCUUCGGUUCGAGACCUCGCCCAGCGCUGUUCGGGGGCCGGCCCCGGCCCCACCUGGGACGAUGAGUGACUUCCGGCAAGCCAGGACUCAUGUGUGGGACGUUUCUCUGCGCGCGCAGCCAUGCAGGUCAAAUGUCGGGACUGGCGACCGCUUCCCCCGCCGCGCGGGCCGCCGUCUCGGAUGCGACUCCCUCUUCCAACGUUACGUUUAUUUUUGUUUUAUUGUUGUUGUAAUUAAUGUUAUCUCGACGAGGCUGCGUUAGCGGUACCGUGCCCAAAGCUCCGUUGACGGUGAGCACCCGCGUCGUUUUUACAUCUUCUCACCGACCGAUGGAAUUAAAGGAAAAAGGGAAGCAAGCUGACGCUGAUCAUGUCGAAAUGGUUGCUGGUUUCUCUCCCUGCACACCGGGGAUCUUGUAAAUUUGUUCGCAGUGAUGUCGGGAAUCAGUCAGUACCAAGAGGAACUGACUGCUGGUGGUGGACGCGUGUGAACUCUAACACCGCUCUGUUCCCAGCUAGAGUCCUGGUUCCUAAAAAUGAAACUAGCUGCGAUACGUCGCUGAUUUCUGGGUAUGGGCAGUGGCCGAGGGCUUCGUCCUGUCGAGCUAACGGUCGAUCAAUUCCGCUUGCAGACGUCAGAAAAAGAUGACUCCGGCGAUUUGGUCACAACUCAGAGUAGUCGCCUAUUCCCAUAAGCUCUGGCAUUAGUUGACGAACAAAAGCGUGGCUUCAGGGUUGCGGAAUCAGCCAUGUUUUGACAACAUCCGAGGGUGAAGCUUUGGGAAUGUUUGUAGAGUGAGGCCUCGGCCACAAAUACGCAGACGAAAACGUUGCAGACACGCACAUUGGCUUAUUAACUAUAACAGAUGCAUUUGUUUUAAAACGACAUACAUGGAAUUCAUAAGCUGUUGCAAAAAGGCGUCAAAAUGUAUUGAUUGGUAUUUAGAACAUUACCGAAACCCGAGUGCUCCAAUGCAGAACUUGUUCAUAGCUUUUGAGCAUAACGCAAGAUUCUGAUGCAUAGUAAGAUUGUUAAUUAAGAAACAUUUGAAAAGGAUGGGCUACAGAAAAUCAUGUAAAUAUUUUACUUCUAUAAGGGCAAGGUGCACUGAUAAAUGUUCUUGAAUGUGCCUUCUUUUGCCCCUAUUAACUCCAGGUGGGCCAAACACCACACGUCACAUCAUGGCAUGCAGUGAUAACAGAACUCCUUUCAAAGCUUCGUGAGACAUUAAAAAGUCAUUUCCUAGGAUUACAACUUUCUGACAAAGAAAGCGGAAAUCGAUAUUGCUUGUCGCCAACACGUGAACUUGCCGCAAAGCUGAUAGUAGAUUCAAAUAGGUGUAAACCAUUCGCCGAAGAGAGCUUGUAACACUCAAGCAGCACAGUAAGUGGUGCAUUACACCUUUCCUGGCUCAGCCGUUUUCAGAAGAUACUAGAUUCUAGACGUCGCAUGUACAUGUACAAAUGACUUUUCAAUUCUACAACCUGAUAGCGGCUCUAAGAUGGCGAGCUACUGAGUCGUGUACAUGACCAGUGAAUAUUUACUUAGAUCCUGAAAAGGACAGAGCGCGUAGCUCUGAGGAGAUGUACUGUUUUGUACAAAACAGUGUUUCUCCGACAGAGAAACACGCUAAUGCUUCGUUGUUUCUAGGGACAGUGUUUCGGUUCAGCAGUCAGCAAAACGCAAACUGCUGAACGACAGAGAACUCGAUUCUGGGCAUAUGAUGAAAGGAGCAUGUUCCAUCGAAGAAAGAAUUCCGGAACUAAUUAAACGUGGUGAACCCGGGCACCUUCUACUAUAGUUAUGACUAGAGUGCGCCUGCCGAGAUUUUGUGUGUCUGUACGAAUGCCCUUGUUGAUUUUUGCUCUUUCGGAGAAACCCUAUAAAGUGUGCAAUUUCGGA